Cryptosporidium muris RN66 is the source of this 960-nucleotide messenger RNA. Its product is annotated as lactate/malate dehydrogenase, NAD binding domain-containing protein. Gene Ontology annotation, molecular function: oxidoreductase activity, acting on the CH-OH group of donors, NAD or NADP as acceptor. The transcript has a single exon. The record is from RefSeq and is a predicted model, not a curated record. Lineage: Eukaryota; Apicomplexa; Conoidasida; Eucoccidiorida; Cryptosporidiidae. Gene Ontology annotation, biological process: carboxylic acid metabolic process. Bases 1 to 960 code for a protein of 319 amino acids.
AUGACAACUAAUAAAAAGAAAAUAUCUAUAAUCGGUGCAGGUCAAAUAGGUUCAACUAUUGCACUUUUAUUAGGUCAAAAGAAUCUUGGUGAUAUAUUUCUCUUUGACAUAAUAGAAGGGAUGCCUCAAGGUAAAGCAUUGGACUUAAUUCAUUGCAUGAGUGUAAUUAAUUCCCCUACAUAUAUAACUGGUACUAAUGAAUAUUCUGACUUACAAGAUUCUGAUGUGGUUAUUAUAACUGCAGGAGUUCCUAGAAAACCGAACAUGACUCGCUCUGAUUUAUUAUCUAUCAACGCAAAGAUCAUUAGUUCCGUUGCUGAAAAUAUCAAGGAAUUUUGCCCAAAUUCAUUUGUAAUAUGUAUUACAAAUCCUUUAGAUGCAAUGGUUUAUUAUUUUAAAGAAAAGAGUGGCUUUGCAUCUAAUAUGGUAUGUGGAAUGGCUGGUGUACUGGACUCAUCUAGAUUUAAAUGUCAUUUGAGCCAAAAACUUGGCGUUAGACCUAAUGAUAUAUCAGCUAUAGUUAUUGGUGGUCAUGGAGAUCGAAUGAUUCCUAUGAGAAGUUCUAUUACAGUAGGAGGUCUUGCACUAUCUAAUUUUAUUAGAGAUGGUCAGAUAACUAAUGAUGAAUUGGACGCUAUUAUUAAACGUACAGCUUUUGCAGGAGGUGAAAUCUUAGAUCUAUUGAAAACUAGUUCAGCCUUUUUUGCUCCAGCAGCUUCAGCUGUUGCGAUGGUAGAAGCUUAUAUAAAAGAUAGCAAAGCCUUAUUAGUUUGUUCUGCUGAACCAAAUGGUGAAUAUGGAGUAAAAGGUUUAUUUGUUGGUGUUCCUGUUAUUAUUGGAUCUAGGGGUGUGGAGAAAGUUGUGGAAGUUGAGAUGUCUGGUUCAGAAGAACAAUUAUUUAAAGAUUCCAUUGAAUCUAUAAAGGAACUAUUAGAAACUAUGAAAUCCCUAAAUUUAUAA